Blumeria graminis f. sp. triticale is the source of this 1215-nucleotide messenger RNA. The record is from the annotation of a GenBank genome assembly. Lineage: Eukaryota; Fungi; Ascomycota; Leotiomycetes; Helotiales; Erysiphaceae.
AUGGCAGAUAUGAAGUGCAGUCAUACCGGGCGCAGUGCAGGGGGCCAAUCGAUAGGCAGCAUGUCAAAUCCUUUGGCUGUCGUCGAUACCCUCCAUUCGAAAAGCCGGGCCACGCCUACCGCAAAACAAGCCCCGCGCCGAAAGGGCCGCGGUCGUCGUCGGAAGACAGAUGAUGACCGCGAAAUUGAGACUGUAGUCUUUGGAAAUGUGAGGUUCCGUGCGUGGUAUCAAUCCUGGUACCCCAAAGACUUCAUUGGCGAGGGCAAAGGGGUUAUUAAGAAUCUGUAUGUGUGUCCGAAAUGCUUUGCAUAUAGUCGGGGUGAAGAUGAUACGGAGAUCCAUGCCUGGCUCAGACAUUGGAGAAGUUGUCGGAGGGUUGUGAUUCCAGGCAACAGAAUCUACGUGCAUGGUAAUUGGGAAGAGAAGGGCAUAGAUGGUGUGGAAGAAGAGAAAGGAACGUGGAGUAUUUGGGAGGUUGAUGGAGCAACAGAGACACUAUUCUGCCAAAACCUCUCCCUCUUUGCAAAGAUCUUUCUUGAUAACAAAUCAGUUUUCUUUGACGUCUCUACUUUCAACUUCUUUCUCUUGGUCUAUGCGCCCCCCUCUGCUGAUCCACCUCAAAGUCCCCAAAUAGUUGGAUUCUUUUCCAAGGAGAAAAUGUCAUGGGACAACAACAACCUUGCCUGCAUACUGAUUUUCCCCCCUUGGCAACACCGAGGUCUAGGCUCACUACUGAUUGGAAUUAGCUAUGCGAUUGCCCGGCGCGAGGAGAUCAUGGGGGGACCGGAGAAACCGAUAAGUGAGUUAGGUAUGAAAAGCUAUCAAGGUUACUGGGCUAGCGAGAUUGCAAAGUUUCUAUUGCAGUGGAGGGAGGAUACUCACCCAGGAUUGGAUGUCAACACUAUCAGCCGCGGAACGUGGAUCAGUCCUGACGACUGUUUAUCGGUGUUGAGGGAGAUGGAAAUCUAUGAGCAUGGUGGGUCGUUGACAUUAGCUUCGCACAGCCUACAAAUGGCCGAUGAGCAAUCUGAGGCACUUGAAACACAGGGGAAGCUAAGGAGGCGAGGGACAAACAAAAAGAAAGACUGUGUUCACAUCGAUAAACAGAGGGUGAGGAAGUGGGUUGCUUGUAAAGGAAUUCGUAUGGAACGGCUGGUUUGUGAACAAGGAUUUCGCCCCGGAUAUGCGUUAAAGAUACGCCAAACAUUGGAGUAG